Rhincodon typus (whale shark) is the source of this 1173-nucleotide messenger RNA. Its product is annotated as MICOS complex subunit MIC27. The coding region runs from base 66 to 923 and encodes 285 amino acids. The record is from RefSeq and is a predicted model, not a curated record. Gene Ontology annotation, cellular component: MICOS complex. Gene Ontology annotation, biological process: cristae formation. The transcript is spliced from 9 exons. Lineage: Eukaryota; Metazoa; Chordata; Chondrichthyes; Orectolobiformes; Rhincodontidae.
CAUGUUCUGACGCCUGCUCCUCGAGUCCUGCCCAUGUUUUGGUGCCGGCUUCUCUGGUACUGCGCAUGUUCGGACGCCGGCUUCUCGGGCACUGCGCAUGUCUCGGAGCCGGCGGUGUCGUGAUGGCGUCCCAGUUUGUUAGAUUGUCAGCACUUCCAGCUGGCCUGGGCAUGGUCUCUUUCAAAGUAUAUGCUUCAAGUAAAAGUCACCAGGACAAGUAUUCAAUCAAGCCUGAGCAGCUUUCAGUUUACACAGAACCUCCCACAAACUCUAAGUACAUAAGUGAACAGCCUGGUUGGCUGCUCCAGCGGAUUAUUGUUGUGAGACAAGCAUUUGAACCAUUUGCAGCUCAAUGCAAGGGUGUAUAUAAUGUUAUGAAAAAUAGUACAACGAAUAUGAUUGCAUUUGGGAAAGAUGCCUAUAUCUUUCUCAAGGAUCCACCUGAAGGAUUCUUCCCAAGAGUGGGUGUGAUAACAGUAUCUGGAUUGGCUGGAUUAAUUCUAGCAUCAAGAGGAUCACGGGUUAAGAAGAUGGUAUAUCCUGCGGGACUUGCAAGUGUGGGAAUGGCCAUUUGUUACCCUCAACAAGCCAUUUCAGUGGCAAAGUUUUCUGGUCAGAAGAUGUAUGCUGUCAGCCAGGGGAGUUAUGAGGCAGUUCGAUCUCUCUGGAAAAGAAGUAGUGAAAAGAAAAAGGAAGACUUGGAGACCACUAAAGUGAAGGAGGACCAGCCAAAGCAAGAGAUACUUGGUGAAUUAGAGAACAGCGAUUCUCCGCUUGAAGAGGAAUUGCCUCAAAAACUACAACAGCCAGAAGUUAUCUUUGUGCCAACAGGAGAAAAACAAAUGACUACACUUGACCCCAAAUUGAUGGACCAUGGUCAGUCAAGUCCUGAAGACGCAGAUUUGUACAGCACUCGAAGUUAAGGACACACAUGACUGCAGACGCUUACAAUAUGCUUUCUGGUAUUUCAAGGAGUCUUUAUUGGAAGUGGAACAAAUUUGUAUAUCCAGAAAUGUUGAUGACCACCAUUUAUGCUAAAGUGUGAAUUUUUCAUUAUGCAGUGUGUAUUUAUUUAUAUCUGUCAAAAUGUGUUGAUUAUAAACCUGUCUCCUAAAAUUUUACAUAUUCAAUUGACACAUUUUAAUAAAGAAAUGAGAUUGCUGUUCCUGUUUA